This is a messenger RNA of Pantherophis guttatus, 1124 nucleotides long. RefSeq names its product chromosome 3 C8orf89 homolog (gene C3H8orf89). Lineage: Eukaryota; Metazoa; Chordata; Lepidosauria; Squamata; Colubridae. The record is from RefSeq and is a predicted model, not a curated record.
AAUGCUGCUGCUGCCGCCGCAGCCGGUGCCGCCGCCCUCUGGGUGCCGGCCGCCGCGGGGGAUCAUGAGCGUCUCGGGUAGCUUCCGUCUCCCCCAGUUCUGCAGAGACGAGGGAUUUGGGUGUCGGUUCGCCCCUCGUCCUCCGUUGCCUUUCGCCCUCGGGAGCGAUGAGCCCUCGCUAUGAGUAGCAGCCAGCAACGCUCCCACCUCGAGCAACGCGAUUUACAGGUAGAUAAUGGCAAACUCCCGAAGAUCUCUCGUUUUCCAAAAUGGAAACAUGCCACUUUACAGCCAAUCCCAAAAGAAAGAAAAUUACCAUUCCUGGCACCUGAUAAUAAAUUCCUGGAUCAUAAAGGAAAAUUAUUUGAAAGUGAACCAUUUAUGGAUAGUUGGAAAAAUGCAGUUUUAAAGACAAAAAGAAUUAAACAAGAGUAUGUUUCUGCAUAUGGCUUGAGUGAUUCCAAUGAAAAUACUGCAAUGCAGUGUCUUUCUCAGAGUACGGAGGAAUAUCCUGCAAUACCAAAUCCCCUUCCUGUUAUACAAAUGACACAAAGUUGUGCUAAUAAAUUUCCAAACAGCUCUUAUAGUAAUGAAGAUUCCAGAUUGCCACCUUUAUAUUUGCUUCCAUCUACUCUAUCUCAAAGUUUUUUUGAAGGCUACUACAAAAGCAGGGGAGACAUUGCCAUGGGACACCCAACCAAAAAAGAAGUGCCUUGCAUAUCAGCACCUCUGAAGAACUCCAAACCACACUGUCAAGCUGGAGAGUUAGAUACUGUGAGGUUGAAGAAACUGAAUAAGUGUUCCAGACUGGCUUCAUUUCCAGGAAGGGUCAACUACAGGACUGGUUACCGAUUUGCUGAUCCUGCCAAUGGAGCCCCAUCUCAGUUCCUUCAGAGGCUUGCUGAAUUAGCUGCUCUUGAAUGCACAACCAUUUAUGAAGAGAAAACCGGAAAAAUAAAGAAGACCAAGAAACAAGAAGCAUAGACCAGAAUUAUGCAAGGAGCAGGCUCCUUUGCAAUUAAUGUUUUUGUUUGAUCUCCUUUUAACAUAUAUUGUGUUGAUCAGUGAGUCACAAUUAAUGUAAAAUAAUAAUUAGAUGUUUAAUAAAUGUAUUAUCAUGGUUA